This is a messenger RNA of Trichobilharzia regenti, 3132 nucleotides long. Lineage: Eukaryota; Metazoa; Platyhelminthes; Trematoda; Strigeidida; Schistosomatidae. The record is from the annotation of a GenBank genome assembly.
AUGAUAAGGGAGACUUUCAUCACUUUGGCAACAAAUGAUGAAUACUGUGUGGGUGCAUUGGUUUUGGGAGCUUCCCUAAGACAAACAGAAACUAAGAAAGAACUCACUAUUCUCGUGACUUCAACUCUAACAUCUAAAAUGAGAUCACUUUUAUCCUUGUACUACGAUAAUGUGAUAGAAGUACAGCCGGUUGCUCCUGAGGACUGGAAUAACCCUUUUCUUGGUAAUCGCAAAGAACUAACUGCAACGUUUACAAAAAUAUGUGCUUGGAGUCUUGUCGAGUUUGACAAGGCGGUAUUUAUGGAUGCAGAUACACUGGUGCUAGAUAACAUAGACGAAUUAUUCGAUAGACCAGAAUUGUCAGCAGCUCCUGAUACACUUUGGCCAGAUUGUUUCAAUGCUGGUGUAUUCGUUUUAAAACCAUCUAUGGAUAUAUAUAAUGGUCUUUUACAAAUGUUAUCUACAACUGGAAGUUUUGAUGGAAGAGAACAAGGUCUAUUAAAUACCUACUUUUCUAAUUGGCUUCAAGGUGGUAUAUCCCAUCGGCUACCAUGUACAUACAAUUGUAUUUGUCGUAUAUCAGAGAGUACCCAGUUUGAAUUUUAUACAAGUCGAUCUGCAUGGGUACAAUUCGGUGGUACAAUACGUGUUGCUCAUUUCUCUGGUCCGAUAAAACCAUGGCAUAAAACAUCAGCUGCUAAAACAUGUAGUCAAGCAGCAUUUCGUACAUUCCUUAAUACAAAUACAAAUAGACGUUCAAUAUCUCGUGUAGCUGGCAUGUUAGCCUAUUGGUGGUCACUAUUUCUUAUUUUAAUACGACCACAUUUUUCACCUGAUAUGUACUUAGGUUAUAUUUCUUUAGACACAUUAAGAAAGUAUGAACAAUGUCAAGGUUCAAUUAACAAUAAUAUUAAUAAUAAUCAUAACCCAGUGAAUUACAAUCCACAUUCUAGUCAACCUUCUGAAAGUUCCAAAAGUAACAAUUAUAGUGAUGGUAAUCACUCAUAUACACCGUAUUAUCCAACAUUUCAUGAACAAUAUAAACGACAUGAUUCUUCAACAAUCUUGACACAACAACAACAACAACAACAACCAUCAUCUCCACCUCCAGAAUUCCUCCAGUUACCUUAUCAUCCAGAAUUUCAUGAUACCACCUGGGAUUAUUUACAUAGAAAACAACGUAUUGAUGAAGAUAAUCGUUUUGUUGAACAUCAUAAUCAUCAAACGAGUAUUGUUCAAGAACCUCAGAGUGUACUUCAACCUCAAUUGAAUCUUUCAUUAUCAGGGAUUAGAUAUGAUCAAGAGAAAACAACAUCAACCUCAGAACCUCAUCAACAUCAUCAUCACCAUCAUCAACAUCAGGAACCUCAGCAACACGAAGUACAUCAUGACACAGCUCAGAUAAAAACUUCUGAGGAUCAACAUCAAGAGCGCAGUCACCACGACCACCAUCAUCAUCAUCACGAUCACCGUCAUCAUCAUGAAGAGAAUCAAAGUAUUGAGCGAAGUCAUCAACACUUUGAACAUCAGAAUAUCGAGCAUCAACAUAUUCAUCGAAAUGAAGAAAAUAAUCCCCAGCACAAUGAUUGUCAUAUUUCCAUUGACGAUAAUUAUCAACCAAGUACAGAUAAAUCAACUACUGAAGUUAAACCUGAGGAUAAAGAAUCUCCUCCGACAAAUGCAUCAUCAUCAUCAUCGACUGAUGAGAAACCAUCAAUCUUAAUACAUCCGCUAUUAGCAGAAUCAUUGAAUAAAACACCAUCAUUGAAAUUAGAAACACACUAUUCAUUAAAUUGUUAUAAAUGUCAUGAAGAAAUGAUUAGACAACAACAACGACACCAACAAUAUCAACACCAUCAAUCUCGAUCACAGCAUACAACAAGUAAUCCACUGAAGACAAGAAAAUAUACUUCAGAGAAAGAUUUAAGCCUAAAACAAAUCACAAAAAAGAUAAAUAGACGACAUAGUUGUUAUGGGUUAUUUGUAAAACCGUCUAUAGCCAGAAAGAUUAUUUCUCCAAUGCAAAGAAUGAAGACUUCGUCGACUCAUGAUGAUAUCCAACAGAAAGCUGUCAAUGAAAUUGAUGACAACAAGUUGAUUACAACAUCAGUCGGACAGAAACAAACUCGUGCAUCUACUGAGAAAGAUAAAUUCAUGAAACUUUCUACAAGUGAAAAUGUUUUAAAUCAUAAUGCAGAUAAAACAUCAAGUCAUGCUAAGCAGGAAUCAUCGAAAUUAUUCGACAACAUGAGCGAUAUUCCCAUGAGUAGUCAUUUGCAUAGUUUAGAUUUAGCCUCACCCUCACCUAAACUAUUGACUCCCUCAAUUAUUGAUCACCAGCCUGAUGUUAAGGUCAUCAAUGGGUCAAAUUUGUAUGAAAUGCCUACAGAGAAAGAAAACGAAAAGGUUAAUUCUAUUUCAAUACAUAAAAUCGAUCGUAUGCUUUAUAAACGAAGCAUAUCGAAUGAAGAGAGUAGACAACGCUUGAAUAGUACUUCUCUGAAUUCUCAUCAGCUGGAGAAUAACAAUCGUUUACAUCGAUCAAAAGUGAAAUGUAUGUCAUUAGGCGAAAUGAUGAUGAACACAUCGUCAAGUGGUAGAACAUCGUUGUCCUCAAUAUCGUUGCAGCCAUUAUCCACGUCACAAUCAAUAGGCUCUUGUCAUCAGGGAGAGAAGAUGACUUCACAAAAUGAUUUCAAAAAAAUGACAAUAAAAUUAAGAUCAAAAAGUUUGAAAAGACGUUCAUCGGAUAAGAUAACCAAUAGAAGAGGUAGAAGAAGACAGCAGGAUUUGUCUUCUUCUUCGGAAAAGGAGACAUCUUUUUACAUUCAUAAGAAAAAUCCAUUCAGUAUAAUUACAUCACAUUAUCUUAGCUCUAGACAGACAAUAUAUCGACGGCAUACGAUUGGAAUCGGUGGUGAGUUGGCCAAUGUUGAUUUCGGUAAAGAUUUAUGCCUUAGACAUGCACAAAUUGAAGCUGUCAGUAUUGAGCGGAUGUAUGCCUGGGAACGUGGUGAAAUUGACUAUACAGGGAGUGAUCGAUUUAUAAAUAUUCUUAAUAAAUUAUGUACAACACUACAAUAUGUUGGUGGUGAGGCAAAUCUUCCUAUUGGUAUAGAUGUCAUCAAAUGA